CCACUAACCAAGCUAGUGGAUUCCAAAGAUAAAAAGUCUUGUUCACCAUAUCAGCCUGCCUAGGAGGGGACUUUUCUGCUUUAGGAUCAUAGAGCAAACAAAGCUCAUGAACAAGAAGCUCGAGUGUAGCCUUUGGAUCAAUGUGUGCUGGAAACAAAUGAACAAACCGGAAAGCAAGCGUGAAUCAGCUUGCACCAUGUUCCAUGAUGUGUGUGUGUGUGUGUGAUGCAGACAUACAACUGAAUUACCUCUUGCUUUGUGUCCACUAUCUGAUUUGCUAGCAGAUUCACCGUGAAUCGUCAGUUUGCUCUUUGAUCAGCCUCUGUUCAGGCUGAGAGGUGGGACAGUGGAGUGAUGGGCGGCCUCAUGGAUUCAUCAUCUGGCAUCUUAGAUUCUUUGAAUCAUUUGUUGUGUACCGAGCCAGCGAUGCAAACAAGAAAUUCCUAUCUAAUGUAUCGAGAAGGAAGGAUGCUGACAACGGAAGGCAUCAACUUCUUCAACCGGUAUCAGCUAUGGACAGAUGCUCGUGGUGGAUAACUAAGCUGCUUGAAUCACAACGACGACAGGGGCAAUUGGUAUUAACGAGGAAGAAAUCCUCUGCAACACUUCAGACGGAGUCUUCCAUGCAUGAAAUCGAAAGCACGGGGCCGAUAUAUACAUGUUGGGUUCCUUCGGAGCACUUCACUUCUGGAGUUGCAAGUUAUGGACCUGAGUGGCACACAGAUCCUUGCAUCGUUCUUCGUACUCGUAAUCACAGGUUUCGUAUGGCUGCGAUCGUGGAAGCCCCAAAUGGAGAUGAGAAAAAUCCCAGGGAACAUGGGUUGGCCUCUGAUAGGAGAGACACUCUCGUUUCUGUCGGACUUCUCGAGCCCUUGUGGUAUCUACAGCUUCAUCAAGAAGAGGCAGCGCAGGUUUGCAUGAAUUCCUGCAACAGGUUCUGUAAUCGAUCUACGGUCUCGAUCUCUACAUUGCAUCUUGACCAUGGCUUCUCUCUGUUCCUCGCCGUCAGUCACGGAAGGGUGUUCAAGACGAGCAUCUUGGGAAGGCCUACGGUGUUCGUGACCGGAAGGGAAGCGAGCAGAAUCUUGUUGUCCGGAAAAGAUGGAAGCGUGAGCCUCAACCUGUCGUACGCAGGCAAGCAAGUUCUCGGCCCCACGAGCUUGCUCACCACGGCAGGUGAGGAGCACAAGCAGCUUCGCCGAUUGAUCGCUGAGCCCCUGUCGGUGGAUUCGCUCAAGCGGCACUUCCAAUUCAUCGAUGACUGGGCGAUCAAGACGUUGGAGGGGUGGCCCGGGCGACCGGUGUUCGUCCUGGAGGAGGCAUCCACGUUCACUCUCAAAGUGAUCACCAGCAUAAUGAUGAGCUUGGAGCCAGCCGGAGGUGAGCAGGACGAGUUUCGCGCAAAUUUCAAGCUUAUAUCAUCCACCUUUUCCUCCUUGCCUCUCAAGAUCCCCGGAACGACGUUCCACCGCGGUAUACAGGCUCGGAACAGAAUGUACGCGAUGCUGGACUCGAUGAUCUCCAGGAGGAGGAACGGCGAACACGAGCACCACGAUUUCCUGCAAACCCUCGUGAGAAAGCACAGCAAAGAAGACGAAGAUGGCGGUGAUGAUGCAAAUAAGCUGACCGACACGCAGCUGAAGGACAACGUGUUGACUCUGCUUAUCGCAGGCCAUGAUACGACCACCGCUGCACUUACGUGGCUCAUCAAGUUCCUGGGAGAGAACCCCCAUGCUCUGCAAAAUCUCAGAGAAGAGCACGGUAGGAUCCGAAAUGCUAGAAACGGCAGCUCACAUCUCACCUGGUCUGAAGUCAAUAGCAUGCCUUACACCAACAAGGUGAUAAAUGAAACACUGAGAAAGGCCACCAUCCUACCCUGGUUUUCCAGGAAAGCACCUCGGGACUUCACCGUCGAUGGUCAUACGAUAAAGAGGGAUUGGUCAGUGAAUGUGGACGUCGUAUCGAUGCACCAUGACGCAGAUGUCUUCCCCGACCCCGAGAAAUUUGAACCUUCAAGAUUCGACAAACCACUGAAGCCAUACAGCUUCUUGGGGUUUGGAAGCGGACCGCGGAUGUGUCCAGGAAUGCAUUUGGCGAAGCUGGAGAUCUGCAUCUUCAUCCACCAUCUGAUAUGCCGAUACAAGUGGAAACCUCUGGAUGAAGACAGCAGCUUGCAUGCUACUCUGGUUCGCAUGCCCAAGAACAAGUACCCCAUCACCGUGGAGCCACUGUGAGCGAGUCAUGGCGUUUGUACUCUUCCUUCGGAUUGCUUCAGUGCAACGAAGAAGAGAAGUCACAAAGAACAAGCUCGAAUGUCAAAUGCACUAAACACAGAUUGAUAUAUCGACCUGUUCAAGUCGUUGACCCAAUUAGCCCCAUUAACACGUACGUU
Messenger RNA from Musa acuminata AAA Group (dessert banana), 2392 nucleotides. Its product is annotated as abscisic acid 8'-hydroxylase 3-like. The record is from RefSeq and is a predicted model, not a curated record. Gene Ontology annotation, molecular function: iron ion binding; monooxygenase activity; heme binding. Gene Ontology annotation, biological process: multicellular organism development; brassinosteroid biosynthetic process; brassinosteroid homeostasis. The transcript has 8 exons. The coding region runs from base 513 to 2234 and encodes 573 amino acids. Lineage: Eukaryota; Viridiplantae; Streptophyta; Magnoliopsida; Zingiberales; Musaceae.